Messenger RNA from Zootermopsis nevadensis, 3046 nucleotides. It is a transcript of the gene lama, whose product is annotated as phospholipase B domain containing lamina ancestor. Gene Ontology annotation, molecular function: glycerophospholipase activity. Gene Ontology annotation, biological process: phospholipid catabolic process. Gene Ontology annotation, cellular component: extracellular region. NCBI's taxonomy places the organism in Eukaryota, Metazoa, Arthropoda, Insecta, Blattodea, Termopsidae. The record is from RefSeq and is a predicted model, not a curated record.
UCAAAAGUCGACGUAGCUGUGCUGUGGCAGUCAUUCUAGUGGAGGCCGUCGAGUGAGAAGCACGUGUAGAGAGGCUGGGAACUAAUCGGAGCAGUUCCUAGUCGAAACUAAAUAUUUGAUCAGGAAUGUAGUCGUCCGCGGCUCCAAAAGAAGCAGCACCUUUUAACACAAGAUAAUAGAGACAGCCAGGUGCAUGCUAAGGAAAUAACAUUUUCAAGUGAGAUUCCGUCCAUUCGAUAAUCGAUGGGGUGAGAAGAAUCAUACCACGUAUUUCUAGUCCUGUUCCUUGGCAUUACUAAACGCGCAGUUCCUACGUACAUCAUCAUCAUCAUCAAAAUUUACUUCCAGGUAGAGUCUGUUCGACGCCCAGCGCCACCAAAAUGCUGAAGGUGGUCGGUGCCUCGUGGUACCAGACACGUGUCAGCACGUGCAUCGUGGGGGCCGUGUCCGCCCUGGGGAUACUGGCGGUCAUCCUGGGGGAAAUCGACAGGGAGGAGGAUGACGGCGUCUAUUCGGCCACUGUGUUCUGGAGUGAAAAUACAGGCUUCCACAUUGAUUUCUGGGGUCAGGGGAAUGAAAUGGAGGACAUUCCAUACGGAGUGGGUCGCGCCUGCUACAGACAGGACAUUGACAGAACAGGGUGGGCGAUGCUGGAGGUUGAGACGCGGGACGAGUACCCAGACUGGGUGCAAGCAUACUCUGCAGGACUGCUGGAGGGCAGUUUGACAUGGCAGCUCAUCCACUGGCACUGGCAGAACACUGUGCAGAAUAUGUGUCAAUACCAGGUUGAAUUUUGCAAACAAGUCCGCAGCUUUGUCGAGAUUAACUCCGGAAAGAUCAAAGACUUGGCCGAGAAGAGGGGAAACAGUGAUCCUUUCUGGCACCAGGUACAGCUGUUCUAUGUUCAAUUGGAUGGCCUAGAAACUGGCUGGAGACACGGAGUUAAGAGGAGCAGACACGAGAUUGACAUUUCUCACCUUGACUUUCUGUGGAUGAACAUGGUGAGUGACUUGGCUGACAUGGAACAUACAUUUAACGGUCCACUGGAAGACACACGGUUCCCUUUUGUGUUCUCUACAGCUGCCAGUUUCUCUUCCGCUUUUGUUAAGUUUCGCUUGGAGACUGGGGAGCUCUUUGCAGCCCAUAACUCUGGAGGAUUGUACCAAUCCAUGCUGCGGGUGUUGAAGCGCUAUCAGCUGGGUUAUCACCGCACAUCUGACCGUGAUUCAUUCCCUGUUCCUGGCCAGAUAAUAACAUUUUCAUCAUAUCCGGGCGUCAUCCACUCACAAGAUGAUUUCUACUUGGUAGCGGGUGGACUAAAAUUUGGCAAGAAACAACAUCAACUUGCAGUCCUUGGCACUGCCUUCAGCUACAAUAACAGAACUUUGAGCAGCUUUGAUCAAAAAGAGCAGGUACUCGUUGGUCCACGUGUGAUGGCUGCAAACAGACUGGCAAAAGGCAGCCGUUUCUGGGGGUGUUAUUUAGAACAGGCUAACAGUGGUACUGGCAGCAAGCAGUGGCUGAUUGUAGAUUAUGGCCAGAUAAUGGGCCUAGAUGCAGUUAAUUCCCUUCAUGUGGACAAGAAGGUUGCCAGCAAGUUGCUGUCCAACCUACAGCCAAAGCAACAGAAUGCCGUGAAGAAAGCCAGAGCACCCGUCGGCGUUAAGAGGGGCCUGCUAUGGGUCGUUGAGCAGACGCCAGAGCACGUCCAUUAUGCCGAUCAGACUCGCAUGUUGCAGCAAACUGGCUUUUGGGUCUCAGAUGGACAUCCUUAUUACCAGGACACAUCUCAUACAAAUGUAAAGACAACAGCUGGUAAGUCUGGUAUGCAAGCCUUUCAUGAUGACCAAUUGGAUGCUACAACUGUUAUUUCUGUAAUGCAGUUAAUGAGGAAUAACACUUUCUUGUCCAGUUCCCACCCUUCUCUUCAAAAUGGUAGUUCGUCUUCAUUCUCCUCUAAUCUACCCCCCAUGGGCACCAUAGAUUCCAAGAUACUUAAGGCUUCUCCAUUCCAGAAAGUUGAAUUACAUGUCAUAUCUGGACCACCAGUCACUUACAUUGAAAGUAAUAAAAAUAAUUGUUCUGCGGAUAUAAUGUUUCUUGAUAUUCCUUUCCAGUGGUCCAAGAGUCAGUUUGCUAAUGAAACUCAUAUUGGUCUUCCUGAUCUCUGGCAAUUUAAUGCAGUUCAACCUGAAUGGUUUUGGGUGUGAAAGUAGUUUGGUCACGUUCCUGUGGUAAACUUUUUUCGUGUUAUCCAAAUCUGUUUGGAAUCGCGCCAGUGUGACCUGUGUGUGGCAAGUGGGUCAACCAGAGAAUUGUGCAGCUCAUUCUAUAGUGAAUGUUUAACACAACAGCAUGUGUGAAGUUUCAAAUUCAGAAGUAGAUUAUCCACUGUGGAAGAUAUUUUAAAUCAGCAGUAAUUUUCAAACUUCCGCUUCUUUGGCGUAACUUAAAUAAAAAAAGAUGGGACAAAUUUCACCGCUAAUUCAGUGAAUUAAACAGUCUGUUGGAGCAACGAAACUCAUUUCAUAUAUGAAUGUGUGUACAUCUGAAAACCAAAGCUUCCUUUUCUAGGAACUGAUUUUCAUUUGCUGUUCGACCCUCCAAUGUGUGUCUGAUAACACAAUUCCGGCAAAGCUGAUAACACAGGUAAUUCACUGAUUUUAAGCAGGUAUAAAUGUUCUUCUGAUGAUACAGUUUUAGCUGUGGCAUCUUCCUAGGCCAUGAGAGGACAUUUUCUCAACCGCUUUGUCAUACUAUCACAGUCACAAUUUCAUGUGUCUGUAAUCGAGGCUGAACCACGUGAACACCGUACAAAUCAAUAGUGUCUUGUCUGACAUAUGGCAUGACUGCAAUGUAUUGUAUAUUGACAACUGAGAGAAAAACAAUAAUACAUUUCUUCUCCAUAUUUCAUCUUACCCACUGGACCUUUGUAAGAGAGCUGUCAAAAAUGGUGAGAAUAUUACACAAGAAUGUAUUUGACAACUGUUGAAAUGUAAAGUGAGGUUAUGAAUUAAGAAUCAAUUUGAGGUUAUGAAAUAUAUUA